This is a messenger RNA of Dermacentor silvarum, 7417 nucleotides long. It is a transcript of the gene egl, whose product is annotated as egalitarian protein homolog. Lineage: Eukaryota; Metazoa; Arthropoda; Arachnida; Ixodida; Ixodidae. Gene Ontology annotation, molecular function: 3'-5' exonuclease activity; nucleic acid binding. Gene Ontology annotation, biological process: nucleobase-containing compound metabolic process. The record is from RefSeq and is a predicted model, not a curated record. The transcript is spliced from 9 exons. Bases 212 to 2380 code for a protein of 722 amino acids.
GCAGCAAGAUGGCGACGCCUUGAGUAUGUGGUGCUUCGUCAGCUGAUGCGAACUUGCGAAUUUGGACCCCGAAACAGAAAAGAAGUAACCAAGUAACAGCCCGACCAAAUUUAUCAUCAGCUGAUGCAAGCACCCUGGCCUUCCCUCGCCGCACCAUGUCAUCGUAGCGCUCUUCCUUCGCUCGCCAACGAGCGACGCUGAAGCAGCGACGAUGGACAGCAAAGACUACGAUCACACGAAAAACAUGACGCUCAUGUUCUUCCUCGACCGACUGAUGGACAAGGGUCAGCCGCGGACCCUGCACGACUUGUCUUGCCAGUUCGGUACCAAAGGGUUCACCAAGGAGAUGCGCCAGAUCGCCGGCGGCAGCCAAUCGGGCCUGCGCAAGUUCCUGCAGCAGUACCCGUUCCUCUUCACCAUCGACGGCGACCAGGUGUCGGUGACGAGCUUCGAAGGUGACAGCUCCGGCAACUCGCCGCAGCGCGACUAUGUGCAAGAAGCCAUCGACUACUUUCGCGCCAAACUGGAGCAGUACGGCAACGCCGAGGUGCCAAUCAAGUCGCUGUUGGGACACCGGUCGCAGGCGUCGCCCGAGAUCAGGCACGUUUCUGGCCAGCACGGAAGGGAGUUUCGGGACUUUCUGGCGAAGCACUCGGAUGUAUUUGUGGUGAAGGAGGAGCAUGUGGUGCUGCGCAGCGUCCUCCAGAAUGCUGCCCAGGGGGAUGCAGUCAUCAAGGUGGCAGAGGAGGCUCCCCUGGACUCUGGCUUGCGUGAUCAGCUGACAUCCAUCUUUGAGACCUUCCUGCGGUCACGGGGUGGGUCGGCCAGCCUGGAUGCUCUGUAUGGACACCUGACGUCGCGCUUCAGCCGCGACACUUACUCGCGCAUGAUGCAGAGUCCCCAGGACUUGUCAGCAUUUCUGCGCAUGAAUACCCACCGUUUCCAGAUACAGGCCAGUGUGGUGACCCUUCUUGAGAGGACAGAACCGGUGGCAGCCGUAUCACCAUCGUCAUCCUCACGUGGCAGUAUCCAGCAGAGGCUCAAAUCGCACAUCCUCAAGGCAGUGGCCGACAACUCGGCCAUGGACCACAAGAUGGCCAGUGUGAACUCGGCGCGUGAGCAAGACCACACCCUUAGUGACAUGCUACGAGGAGUGCGUGUCGUCACCAAGGUGAAGGAGUGUGAGGCACUAGUGUCGCGGCUGAGCAGUCAGCACCAGUUGGUGGCCGUGGAUGCUGAGGGUGUCAAUCUUGGGCCCCAAGGUCCGCUCACUCUGGUACAGCUGGCUACCCCUGUGGGUGAGGUGUUCCUCUUUGAUGUACAGUCGACACCCCAACUCUUCGCUGAAGGACAUUUGCGGGACAUCCUGGAGGCCGAGCACAUCACAAAGGUGAUGCACGACUGCAGGAACGACAGUGCAGCCCUCUUCUUCCAGUUCGGCAUCAAGUUGCAGAAUGUGUUUGACACUCAGGCGGCACACGCAGCUCUGCAGCAGCAGGAUGUGGGCAAGCCCGUGCACAAGGUGAAGAAUGUGUCCUUGGGGACCCUGUGUGCUCUCUACGGUGGGCCAGCCAAUCCACGCCGAGACCAGGUGAAGAGCCUGUACCGGCGGGACCAGAAGUUCUGGAGCCGACGACCCCUGAGCGAGGACAUGGUGUUCCAUGCGGCCUUUGAUGUGUUCUGCCUGCUUCCCGGGGUGUACGGAGCCCUGCGGGGAGCCCUGCGACCCGAGUCGGAGCCCCUCCUGUGGGCCCUCUGCGAGGAGCAGGCCUUGGCACACAUCAGCCCCGACGAGGUAAAGCAGCGCAAGAAGCAGCGCAAGCUAGACCACGAGGUGGACGACCUGCGCCGGCGCUUGGAUGCUGCCCGGCAUACGCAGCGCCAGGUGGUGCUGAGCAACCGUGAGAUACGCCUGCUCAGGUACGUGAACCUAACCGAAGAGGAGUGUGCGCGCAUCGAUGGAAAUCCCAAGGUGGCCCGGAAACUGGAUCGCCUACGGAAUCGUGGUGUGGGAGCAGCGGGGAGUGGUGCCACCGACGGCUUACCAGGUGCCGGCGAUGAAGACGACGAAGAGGACGACGAUGCAACCGAGUCCGAGUCCGAGUCCACUGAUUCCGACCUGCCGAGGUCGGGUGACUGGAGCUGCGAUUCGCUGGGCGCAGCAGUGUCGCCCAGCCACUCGUUGGAUGGACCCAAGGCACCGACCCCCGUGACGGCCAAUGGGCAUGCCUCGGAGCACGGCUGCUGCUGCUGUGGAGAAUGCCGGAGGCCAAGGGAGGGUGCGGAUGCAGCCUGUCAAACACUGUCCACGGGCGACAUUGUCAUCACUAAGGUGUUCUUUGAAGAACAGGAGCACGGAGGGAAAACAAUCAUCCAGUGACUUUAGUUAACCAGUGAACUAUGUGCAGCUUGGAUGAUCUUGCAUUUAGGAUCUUGCUUUCCUCAACUGCCGCCGGUGAACCACAUGAUAGCCCAGAGACACUUGAACACUUGAUAGACCAGUGAAUGAGUGUCCUUUUUGCUACACAAUGCUGUGAGAGUUUGCAAGAAACCCUAGGAGUGAAUGGUUCAGAAGGAGCUCCACAAACGCUCAAGAAAGAACUGGCACAAUGCCUGCCAUGUUGUUGCGAGGUAUCUUUCUCCUAAUAGGCAGUUCUUAUGGACUAGUUUUUCUAUGCAGUGCUUGCUCUGCUCCAGAGCCUUGAGAUAUUUAAGUGCCUUGAUAUAGCCACAUCUCUGGGAGUCUUUCUGGCUUUGGGGAACCCCUCUUUUGCCCAUGUGCUUAUACAUGGAGUGUGGCUUUAAAUUAACGAAAAGGUGCAUUAAUUACUGGAUCAUUUAAGCAGGCUUCACGUUGGCUACCUAUUGUGCAUUUGAGCCUGCAUUACAUUGUACUUGCAGUUGGAAACUGCUGUGAGUCAACUUCUUGCGGGGAUGAGGCUUGUGUUUUAAAAAUGAAAACAAUUCUAUAUGCCCUCAUGACGAUCUCGUUAGCUAUCAUGUGCCACGAGCAUGUUGACAUAAAAUUUCCCAGGGAACACUGGCAACAGUUUCCCAGCCCCGUGAGCAAUACCCAAGUAGCUUCAUAACCACUUGAGCCUCUGACAUUUUUGGUUGGGCAUGUUAUCUUUAUUCUCACAAUAAUACAUAGAUAUUUUCUUCCUCGCUGCUCGUAUUCAACGUGUGUUGGCCAUACCUGCACCACUCUAGGCACCAUGGGCCUUAAACAGCGUUCUGUUGCAAACAAAAUCUAAACGUAUCAGGAAAUUCCAUUCUUCCUCCAUUAUGCAUUUUGCUGCUCCACUCGUGAAACUCUUCACAGAACCCAGUUUGAGAUCCCCUGCUCUGUAGUAUCAAAUCUGCCAUUCCUGCCUCAUUUUCAUCAUUUAUAGGAUUUUUCAGAAGCUUAUGUGCCAUGCACAGGGAACUGUUUUUCACACAUCUGAAAAACACCUCUGUGGUGUUUUUCAGGAACACCUCCUGCAUCUAAUUUGCUAAAGAAGAAAUUGUAAACCAUUUGUGCAUGUGUUGUAAUAACUGCACUGUGUAGGACUAGAGGAAGCUUUAGCUCUACAGCUCCCAUCUAAAUGCGUGGGAACAGAGAAAUUGUUUUUCUCGACAACCACUGCACUGAUUUUGAUGAGGUUUGUCUGUUUAAAAGAAAAAGUUAAAGGGUCCCUGAAACGGUUCGAAUAAAUUUUGUAGACGCGUAGAGUACAGCUGCAGUAAAAAAUUUGCGUCACAAUUAAAGUGAAGCGUCUCAUAUUAAGAGAGCUACAGACAAUUGCAAGUUACCCUCCUCCCUAGCCAUGCAUCUCCUCCUCAACUCGUUCGCCGAGUGAUCGGGGCUAAGCUCUGCCUUCGUUGGCUCUACGUCACGUUGUGACGCGUUGUUGUCUACUUCCGGUUGUCUUGGAGCCAGCAUGCGAAGGCUCUCCAACCUCUCCGCUAGCCGCCCGGCCGUCAAUCCCCAGCGAGAGCGAUCAAGCAGCGUGCGUUGCGAGCGUUCUGUCGCAGCGCCGAACGUGUCCAGUAUUCCGGUAACCACAGGCAGGCUGGGUGUUUUGACGGAUAGGCAGAGGCAUAAACUAAAGCCCCUACAUACCGCUGUGAUGAAGGAGCUUCGUAGACGUACGUGAGCGGCCUGAUCGGCAUGCACAGUCGAGCCAUCUGGUGGUGCUGAGCUUAACCAGCCAAAUACAGAGGUAACAUUGCGGUAGCCAACGUAGAACAUUUGAAACAUAUAAAAAGACGUGUUCAAGAUUAUGCUCCUUCCAAAAACUUAAGCCAGCAGCAAAUUAGAAAAAACUUGGUUACUGCUAUAUUAGCUGUGUGUUUGGUUGAGCUUUGUGCAGCGAGGUGGUUGCAUCGUGCAAGCAGUUCACGUUUGCCCCUCUGUUCAUCACAUAAAACGUGGUAAAACGGCCAGUACACUCACGCUUGCGUUCACCUGAAUACCGGACACGCUAAACUCUUGUGGCAAUCCUUCGACGUGAAGUGACGGCCGCAAACGCGUAGAUGCUGGCGCCGUUUGGAGACCGACAGUCCGAUGUGCUGCAGCCACUCCACUCGUCUGCUGCCUUGCAGCGGAGCACAUUGUCGCAGCUUGACAUGUCGCCGAUCGCUACGUUUGCAGCCCACAACGCAACAAGGGUGAACCAUGGUGCUCGCAAAAAGAAAGAACAAGACCAACACUGACCAUGCAGCUCUCGUCAACACGAAGCACGUUUCAACACAAGCAGACGACACUUGCUGUGGGCUGGAAGUGCUUUUAGUGCAGUGAUACAUGUCCUUGUACAUUCUCUUUCUGUUACUUUCUUUUCAUAGAAACAAAUUGACUAACAUCUAAACUAUUACGAACAACAUUUGUUCACCAUAAUGUUAGAAAAAUUAUCGAUGACGUGCCCUGGGCAGCCAAUCGGAUAGCUGGCCCUACUGACGUAUUAUGGUCAAAUCACGUCACUUGGCCACAAAACUCAGCCGAUUGGCUUGCUGCGAUCGGUAGCGGUGUACCUUUUUAAAACCUUAUAAUAAAUUACGCACUUAACGUGGAGCGCUUAGAUGCAUCAAUUAAUGAUCAGAAGGACCUACUCUAACGACUCGGUACAUUUCUACAAUAUCGCUUCAGGGUCCCUUUAAAAUCUUAAGAAGCGGAAUUUUUAUUUAGUCUACCAAUUUUUUAGAGGAAUUCCUGAAAUUUCCAAAAGUAAAGAUGAGCUAUCCGUGUCACCCUGUGUGUUCUAGUCAUGCUACACUGUGCGCAUGAUGCAUUCAAACUAGCCCAGCAGUCUGUCUUCCUUUUUGAACUUCAUACCAAGUUUGCAACUCUGCAACGAGGAGUAAUAUAAACUGCCCCUAAUAUUAACAUAUAAAAUAGGCACAAUUAAUUUAUUAUACACUGCUCUGAAAUAUACCACCAAUACCCCUGUCACACGGGCACUCGAAAGUCUUUUGAGCAAAAAGAAUUCUUCCAAAAAAGAGUUUCGCCCGCAGACACACGACAGGGAGCGAUCUCUUUUUCAGAAGCGGUCUUUUCUGGAAGAAGAAUUCGCCGAUCUCCUUUACGGCCGAAAAGGAGUAGCCUCAAAACCAGUGGGCGCCAGCAAUUGUCAUAUAUUAAAGAAAAUAAGCAAAUGCGCAAUUUUGUGUUGCCUUGGCUCAUCAUAAAAAAUAGUUUUAUGUCUCGCAGAAGGUUUAGUAAACCCAGUAAUGCUGGAAACAGAAGCCCAAUGUUGCCAGACAAGCAUGCACACUUCCCUAGUUCUGUAAACGCUCUUGAAUCUACUACAAUAAAACUUAAAAUUAACGUUUCUUAAUCUGGCAUUGUUAAAUUUAUUUGAAAAACGUGCUAUAUAAUAAGUUUUCACUUUAUAUUUCGAGAUACAUCAGUGUAUUUUGGCUGAUUUUGUUUCGAACGCUAGCGCCACGCUUUUGGUAGUGUGUCCAGAAGGAAACACUAAAAUGAUAUCGUCGGUGCCGUGUGUCUGCUGCGCAACACUCUUCAUUAAAAGGUCUUUCAACUUGGUAAAAGUCCGUUUGCAUAAAAGAGUUUUUGCGGGCUCAUGUGACAGAAGUGUAAGACUCUUGCAAAACCCUUGUAAGCAUUGUAACAAUUUUAUGUUGGCUUUCAAAUUUAACAAAUUGCAUUCAAAUCGGCCAAGUUAGUUCUCAUAAAAGCAGUUCUGUGUGCAUAUAUGCUGCAUCAGAGAAGGCUUAACCUGGGGAGUGGAGCAGCUUGUUUGUGAAAGAGCAAACAGAGCGGCAUAGCAUGGCAUCAAAUGGAGAAUAGAUGUACAUUUGCAUACUUUUCUUGAUGCUUACUCUGAAAUUUAUGCAUUGAUUUCUCAACAAGUUUUUCACUUCUAUAAAAUAGGGUCCCUCAUGUUUUCAUAGUAUCUCUUAGUAUAAUGAGAAGCACUUGUAUAAUGUUCCCGAUUGUUUUAUCUUUUGCAGACUUAUGCACGUACUUCUACAUUGUGGAGAAUGUGCUCAUUUUCACAUGUCCUUGGUUGUAGUGGUUACAUUCUCUAAGCUGUGCAUUUAAGCAGCACCCAGUUUGCCCAGCACACUCCUUCAGUCAGAAAAGGCAUGCUAAACACUUAUGCAAUUUCUCAAUAAAAAUAUUUUUGCUUUGAUUUUAUUUGGGCAUUUAUCUUGCUCUCGAGCUGGUUUUAGAAUCACUGUUUUGCACAGUCCUACGGGAAAAAUACAAACGAUUUACUUGAUAUUGGGUGCUCACUUUAGUUGAUGCAAGAAACAGUGAUUGCAUGGCAGCAUGGCACAUUUUUUCAUUUUUUUCCCCCCGUGUUUUGCCUCUGAAAUGUUUUCUUUUAUAAAGGCAAUAAUCGGGUGCCGUCACUUGGAAACUCUUUUUCUAAAGUGCUACUAGUUGAGACAUGCAAAUUGAUUAUUUCCGAUAUCAUUGUCUGCAUUCCUUGUUUGACCUUACUUAUUGUGAUGCUCUGCCAAAUUGCCUACCUUUUUCCAUAAGCUGUGCUUUGAAUUUCAAACAGUUUGUGCCUGCUGUUAUUUGGAUGCUCAACAGUACCAUACCAUGGGGCACACAAAGCUCAUCACAAAUAUCCACUUUGUUGCAUUGUAAGGCAUGGCCGAAAGUUUAUAUAUAUUCAGUGUGUUGCAAAAUGCCGUAGCAAAGAUUAUCACAAAACAUGAGGCAACUCUUCCUUGAGCAGGCUUGAAACACUAUGCUGCUGUUGCAUGUGUUGGCAGCUAUGUACGUUUUCAUCUACCAGCAUAUGUAGCAUUAAUGGUGGUUUAAAGUGGCAAGCAACAGUGAUGAGUCCUACUUCAGGCCAUUGUGACAUUUGUGGAUAACUUUGGCUUCACGUAUGGUGAUGGGCGAGGUGUGUGCAAUACAAAGCUUGUGUUCAUUAAAGUAAGUGAACUUUGAGUGUAA